AUGUUGUAUACCUCCACUCUUGAAGAAUGCAGUAGAAGAAGAAGAGGCGCUGAGGAGGAGGAAAACACUGGAGGAGCUGUGGAGGGAGAGCUGAGAGCGGAGAAGUUUCCAUUGUCGAGGGGACUUACCGCUUUAUCGCAGCCUGCAGGCUGUUUCCAAGUCUUUGAUCGUCUCUUGCGUGGAUACUGUGUCUAUCUUUCUAAAGCUGUAAUGAAGAUGAUGGAGGAAUCAGUGACCACAUUUGAGACCCAUCUUACUGUGGUGAUGGACAGUCUCAUCAGGGCGUCUGUGUGUGAAAUCACCAAGCUGUUUCAGGAUACAGUGAAUGGAUAUUUGGUGGAGCUAUCUCUAAACAGGAGUGAGAAUGAGGCCCUAAAAUUCAGAUUGAAAAUGACAGAAAACAAACUAAGGAAUGAGCGGAAAUAUGGCAUGAGCUGGGCUGCCCAUCGCCGCACCUCUGGCAUUGCAUCUGAGGGAGCUGCAAGUCGACAAAAACGCAAAGCUGAUCUAGUUAGAGGCAAGUCAAGAAAAGGCGUUGCAGCAGCCUAUGGAAAAGACUGGCCUGGAGGUGUGUGGGAGGCAGGCACCAGUGGGGGAGGAAGCGGGGGUGCAGUGGUGAGAGCAGGGAACGAGGCCAGGGAGAUGUUCCUUGUGCAGCUCCCUGGAGAGGAAGCAGCAGUAGAGGAGGAGGAGGAGGAAGAGGUGGAGGAGGAAGACGACGACGAAGGCAGAGAGGGGGAGGAGGCCGCCAACAUGAAAGAGGAGUUGGCUACACCAGAGGGGUUUCAGCCAGCCUCCAUAAGGCUUAUUAAAGAGGCUUUGAAGAUGGACCCACCAAAACAAAACCACCACCAUAACUUCUCCAAAAGUGAAGAAGUGUCCAAUAGACCAGUGGCAUCCGACCGCUCAAUGGGAGGCAUGACUGCAGAUGAGCUCAGAGGAUUGGAGUCUGCUCUGAGAGCUGAGAAGAGUCGUGAACAGGCCACCAUUAAACCUGCCCAUCUGAUUAGUCCUGAACCCAAAGCUGUACACUGCACCAUUGCCCCCAAGUACAUCGGGUUAGAUGGCCUCGAGCAGGAGGAGGAGCUGGACCUGGACCCGCCCACUCUUCAGAGAGAGGACGAAUUUGGGCAGAUUCGGGUGAAGAUGGAGCUUAGUGUGGCAGAGGCUGAAGAGGCUGAGGAGGGUGGCUCUGGGUGGGCUAGAAAGGCUGACUCUGCAGAGAUUGUGGCUGAAUGCAGUGAGAGUGAGAUGGAGCAGUCAGAGCCGCCUCCACACCUCUCAGUCUCUGCCUGUGUGGGUGAAUCAGAGAGUGCUGAAAGUGGAGCAGGAGAUCUGCUUCACUUCUGUCCACAGUGUGGAGGUGGCUUUCACUCAGAAAAUGAGCUGGAUGAACACCCGUGUCCACUAGAAGGUGCUCCUUUAGAAAGCCCUUCGGAUGGAAACUCCAGCUUUCAUUGUAUAUCGUGUGGAAACUCAUUUAACCAUGCCUGGGCCCUAAAGACUCACGAGUGUCCCCAAGCCACGGAGCGGCCUCACGGCUGUGAGAUCUGUGGAAAACGCUUCACACACUCACGCUCUCUGGAGCGCCACCACCUGGACAUCCUCCACCAGGAUGAAACACGGGUACUGCAGCAGAGACAGCAGUGCAGACAGACCUUUGAUAAGCCCAUACAGUUUCCCAAAGUGACAUGA
Knipowitschia caucasica is the source of this 1695-nucleotide messenger RNA. Lineage: Eukaryota; Metazoa; Chordata; Actinopteri; Gobiiformes; Gobiidae. The record is from the annotation of a GenBank genome assembly.